Molecule: messenger RNA, 1889 nt
Organism: Aspergillus alliaceus
Lineage: Eukaryota; Fungi; Ascomycota; Eurotiomycetes; Eurotiales; Aspergillaceae
Product: cytochrome P450
Exons: 6
Coding region: 1-1569 (522 amino acids)
Molecular function (GO): oxidoreductase activity, acting on paired donors, with incorporation or reduction of molecular oxygen; iron ion binding; heme binding
Source: RefSeq, a predicted model, not a curated record
AUGCCUGUAUUUGCCGACGUUCUGGAAAGCCACUACCUCUUCCAGGGUAUUGCAGUGGCCCUGGCCUUUGCAUUUGUGUUUCACUUCUACAGGGAACUCGCAGAUGGCCUGCCAUAUAGUAAAAUUCCCCUCGUUGGGAGGAGUAGAUGGGAGAUCUCCAACUCCAAGGCCAAAAAGCGCUUCGUCACCUCCGCAAAGGAUCUGUUUGCGCAAGGUUUCAGUCAGGGAAGGACCGUCUUUCAGGCCAUGUUUACUUCUGGCCCGACCAUAGUUCUGCACCCUAGGUAUGUGGAUGAGGUCAAAAACCAUCCAAAUUUAAACUUUAGGGAUGCAGUUUUGAAGCUCUUCUUUGGUGGGGAGAUCCCGGGGUUUGAGCCCUUUGAUGGGACGGAAAGGGAGGAGGUUGUUCUGGAAGUGAUCAAUAAGAAACUCACGCAUACGCUCGGUCAUUUGACUAUUCCUUUGUCAAGGGAGACCGCUGCUGUGUUGAUGGACAAGCUACCCAAAUCCAAUGAAUGGGAGCCCUUCAUUUUCGCGCAGGAAAUCCCGCAUAUGGUGGCUCGACUCUCGUCUCUAGUGUUUUUAGGGGAAAGGGUUUGUCGAAAUGAAACAUGGUUGAAUGUGUCCGUCAAUUAUACCAUCGACGCUUUCAAAGCUGCUCGCGAUCUCAGAGACUGGCCGGCAAUUACUCGACCACUUGUGCACUGGUUUAUGCCAUCAAUGCAGAAGGUUCGGCAUCACCAAAAGGUGGCAGCUGAGAUUGUCGAACAAGAAAUCAACAGGAGAGAUAUGAUCCGAGACGGCAAACUGCUAGAGAAGCCCCCGAGGACGCAUACAGAUGCCCUCGACUGGUUCCGAGAGGUUGCUGCAGGCCGUCCCUUCAACGAAGCAAUAGCGCAGAUCGGUCUUUCUGUGGCAGCAAUUCACACGACGUCAAAUAUGUUAACAAAUGUCAUGUAUGACUUGACGGCCCACCCGGAAUAUUUCCAACCGCUGAGGGAUGAGAUCAAGGCCGUCGUGGAACAGGAUGGCAUUCUGAAAAAGACCAGUCUUACUAAGAUGAAGCUGCUGGAUAGUGUCCUGAAGGAGAGCCAACGUACAAAUCCUGUGACUUUCGCCUUUCUCAAUCGGAUUGCAACGGGAGAAGUAGUGCUUUCUGACGGGACUCAUAUUCCCAAGGGCGCCAGCGUAGCUGUUUCGGCACACAUUAUGGAAGAUGAUUCAAUUUAUCCCAAUGCAAAGACAUUCGACGGUUUUCGGUUCUACAAGAAGCGCCAGGAGGCCGGUAAUGAACAUCGCUAUCAAUUUGUCACGACCAGUGCAGAACAUCUUGGCUUUGGUCAUGGCAUGCAUGCAUGCCCUGGACGCUUUUUCGCUGCCAAUGAGAUCAAAAUCUUCAUUGUCCAUCUGCUGAUGAAAUACGACUGGAAAUUUGCCGACCACGUUGGCCGGCCGAAGUCCAUUCUGCAUGGGACUGAGGUUAUAUGCGACCCAACCGUGAAGCUCCUUUAUAAAUCACGGCAGCCAGAGAUCGACUUGACUGUGUUCGGAGAAGGAACAGGUGACUAGCCAUGAUUGUUUGUUAUGCCUUGAAUUGUCUUCUGAUGACCGGAUGUUAUUGGAGUUGGCAAGAAAGUAUGAACGCAGACCUUUGUUGUAAACACAAAGUAAGGAAUAAUUAAGUUUCGCCUACACCUGUCCACUGGAUGUGUGGUUUGUGUAUGUGUGUGUCAUCGAAUGGAUGGGUGUCUUACAACAAGACCCUGCCAAUGAGAGAACAACAUUCAUGUAAGGGGUUGGACCCCAAUCAACCUAAUCCAUCUAACAUGGCAGGAUCACUAGUAAAAGCGGUGGAGCAAGUCCUUCAACAUUAGUGCUUACUAUCACAC